GGUUCACGAUCACAAGUGUUUAAGACCACUUUUCAAUUUUUGGAUCGAGAAUCAUCUUACUUCCUUUACUUCAAGCAUUAUCUUUCAUAAUUUGGAUCUGGUUCGAGUCAUAUCUUAUUGAUUGCGAUAAUCUUGAAAGCUUCAGGCAGUUCUUGCAGCAUAUCUAGAGAUCGUGCUUUGUCUUGCGCAUUGUUGCUUUGCAGAGCUACUCGCGACGAUAUUCCCCCCUUUGCUGGGAUCGCCUAGUGAAGCUUCUCAGGAUCAAAAGUUGCCUGCUAUUUUCCAUCCUCGAGUCUAAUAUAGCCAUCACCAUAACAACGAUAGCCUUUAGAUAAGAAUGUCCGCUGCCCCAACACCCGCAAAAGGAAUAGGUGGGCGCAAGCUCAAAUCCUGGGAAUUGCCCAUUCAAAAUCCCGCCGAUAUAUACUCCAAUAUGUCCGACUUUCUCGCAUACAUUGAAAAUGAACCACUUAGACCCUGUCUAGCCACUAUCGCAAACCAACUUACCCAAAUGUACGAGGCGAAUGAUAACGAUGCUCGACAUUUCACUCACAAUUUACAGAAAAGAUUUCAGAAAGAAUGUGAUGGAUAUGAUACCGAUACAGCGAAGUUUAUCGAAGAUUUGGCUUUGGGAUUGCAGACGAGAAUUGCGAGUCUGGAUAAGACGAUGCCGAUUCCGGAGGAUUGGCCAAGGCAGAUGGAGGAUUGGCACAACAAACAGCUCUCAACUUUCCAACUAAAACUCAAGCAAAAGAAACAAAGAGUCACCGCAUCCCUCGGAAAUCAAGACUCGGAAGCGAAAAAGAAGCGCACAGCAGUGUUUGUAGAUCAAGAAAGAACGCUCUUGAAUCUAUUUUGGGAAAUCAAGAGAUCUAUUGAUUCAAAAGAACGAACUCUUGACGAAGUAACCAGCACAUUAGCGCUUCAAACACCGAUACGAACAACCGCUUCUAAUAGUUUCUUCUCGGCUCGUACGAUGUUACCAUCUGGUCCUACGAGAUCGAUGACCACACCGAGUAGAGAGAGGCCGAGGGGCCCGGAAAGAACGUCGACGAAUAAGAGACAGAAAACUGUGAAUCAUUAUGAUUUGACUGCUUCGCCUGAAUCGCCGGAGCAGUAUUAACUUCUAGAUGUGGAAAAUUUGUUUACGAAUUUGGGACUAUUUGGGUUGGUUUGGUGAUAUUCCUGCUUUACUGUGAUUAGGAUUUGGUGGGGUUAGGGUUAGGAGAUCAAGGAAUUUGAUCAUUCAAGUUGCCAUUACUGAUUGAUGCCCCCUAGGAACAAGCACAUUGAUGUAAUUUUGUUGCUAUUAAAUGAUUCCGGUGAUACAUCAAUGAUACCAUGUUGAAUAAGUGAAUCAUUUAGGAUUAGGGUGACUUCACCUCUCAUAUUAAGAUUCUAUGACAGUACAUAUAUUCUCGAGUGUAUAUCAUCGGAGGAAAAUAACAAGAGUGAGAAUGCGCCA
Botrytis cinerea B05.10 is the source of this 1465-nucleotide messenger RNA. RefSeq lists its product as hypothetical. The transcript is spliced from 3 exons. NCBI's taxonomy places the organism in Eukaryota, Fungi, Ascomycota, Leotiomycetes, Helotiales, Sclerotiniaceae. Bases 338 to 1123 code for a protein of 261 amino acids. The record is from RefSeq and is a predicted model, not a curated record.